AUGUCUACAACAAAGUACAGCGAACGCCCAGUAACGGUUGAAAAGGCUAUUCCAGUCACAUACGAUUUGGGUAACCUAGCAGUGUUUGACACAAACGUGUUGGAUAGGAACGAUUUUGAUUCAUCCAAUGCUGCUCGUGAAAGUAACAUAAAAGAUUUGACCCGUGAUAACGUGCAGUUGUUGAUCAACCAGAUUCUUUCUCUUCCUAUCAGAGCUACCACAGAAUCUGCAGGUGGAUCCAGUGGACAAUCCUCAUCUAUGACUUUAGUACAGUUACCAGAGCCAACAACAGAGCUACCAAGAGAAAAACCACUACCUAAGCCUAAGGCACCAACUAAAUGGGAACAAUUUGCUGCCAAGAAGGGUAUCAAGCCAAAGGAAAGAUCCGGGAAGAUGAUUUACGACGAGGCAGCUGGUGAAUGGGUUCCAAAAUGGGGUUACAAAGGUUCCAACAAAGAACUUGACGACCAAUGGUUGGUCGAGGUGGACGACAAGGUCCAGGGUACCGAAGACGAGUUGAUUGACCCAAGAACUUUGAACAGAGCCGAAAGAAAGAGAUUGAUAAAGAAGAACCAGUUGCAACAGAAAAGAAACUUGAAGAACCAAGUGAAAUAA
Messenger RNA from Kluyveromyces lactis, 615 nucleotides. It is a transcript of the gene RRS1, whose product is annotated as ribosome biogenesis protein RRS1. Gene Ontology annotation, cellular component: nucleolus; preribosome, large subunit precursor; nucleus. Gene Ontology annotation, molecular function: protein binding. Gene Ontology annotation, biological process: endonucleolytic cleavage in ITS1 to separate SSU-rRNA from 5.8S rRNA and LSU-rRNA from tricistronic rRNA transcript (SSU-rRNA, 5.8S rRNA, LSU-rRNA); ribosomal large subunit biogenesis; ribosomal large subunit export from nucleus. NCBI's taxonomy places the organism in Eukaryota, Fungi, Ascomycota, Saccharomycetes, Saccharomycetales, Saccharomycetaceae. Bases 1 to 615 code for a protein of 204 amino acids. The record is from RefSeq and is a predicted model, not a curated record. The transcript has a single exon.